AUGCCCUACUACGGGGCGAAGCUGGACACAGCAAUCCCUGAAAAUGUAACCAUCUGGUCGUGGCUGUUUGAAACCUCACAUACACCGCCGGGGGUCAAGCCAACGGGAGGUUUCCGUGACGCAUCGACCGACCAGUUCCUGUCCUUUGACGACAUCCGACGCCUCGCAACUCGCUUUUCGACCAUCCUGUACCACAAAUACGGUCUGCGCGCUGGAGAUGGCGUCUGUGUGUUUGCCUCCAACACGAUAUGGUACCCCGUCGCAAUGUUCGCGGCGGUGCGGCUCGGCGUGGUGUUCACGGGUUCGUCGCCGGAAUAUGGUGCGGAAGAGGCCGGCUACAUCAUGAAGGCCUCGAGGGCAAAGCUGGUAUUUGCGGACCAAGGUUCGCUCAAGGCGGUCUCGCAGGUGUUUGACAAGGACCGGAUCGUCCUUUUGGAACCUGCCCACGCAUCUGGCCCUUUGCCUACGGUCAAGAGGCUCCUCGAUGAAGUAGACACUGCCAGAGCUCCAACGCCUUUCACGCUUCCCGCAGGAAAGACAAACGGCCAGGUCUGCGCGUACUUGAGUUUCACCUCGGGCACGACGAAUCGGCCAAAGGGCGUCAUGAUAUCUCACAAGAAUGUGAUCGCUCAGAUCAUGCAAAUGCGAUCUCUCGGCCGCAAGGAUCUGCCCAGGGUUUUGCUAGGAGUUCUGCCGCUGUUUCACAUUACCGGGCUCGUUCAGAUCCUGCAACUGCCAAUCGUCAUCGACCAAGAAGUCGUUUUGAUGCCAAAGUUUGAAAUGAAGGCCAUGAUGGACACGAUCGUCAAGUACAAAUGCGAUGAACUGUGGCUUGUACCACCUCUGCUCAUCAGGCUGGUCAACGACCCCGUCGCAGCUGGAUAUGACUUGCGUCUGGUCAAACAGUUCAACACUGGCGCUGCGCCGCUGGCCCAAGAGAUUGUCGACAAACUAGCGAAGCGUUUCCCGCACAUCGCAAUACGGCAGGCAUGGGGAAUGACCGAGAGCACAAGUGCUCUGACUCUGACACCACCGCCGCUACAAACCUAUGAGAAUGCUCAUACCGUCGGUGCCGUCGUCCCGGAGACGGUGCUCAAGAUUGUGGAUCCCGAGACUGGAAAGGAAGUCAAAGAGGGCGAGAGCGGAGAGAUCUGGGGAAAAGGCCCUCAGGUAACGAUGGGUUAUCUUGACAAUCCGACCGCCACGGCAGAGACAUAUGACCAGGAAGGAUUUCUCCACACGGGUGACAUUGGCUGCAUGCUCCCGAACGGACUGAUUCUGGUCCAGGACAGGCUCAAAGAGAUGAUCAAGGUCAAAGGUGUGGGCGUCGCUCCCGCCGAACUGGAAGAUCUCCUGCUCGGCCACCCGCUGGUCGUGGACGCCGCCGUCAUCGGUAUUCCCGACCCGUACUCGCAAGAGCUGCCAAAGGCCUUUGUCGUGCUGAGUCCCAAGGCCAAACCUGACGCCCAGACGGCGCGAGAACUGCAGGACUUUGUGCGCCAACGGAAGAGCAGGAGCAAGUGGCUCGGCGGUGGUGUGGAGUUUGUCGACCAGAUCCCCAAGAGCGCUUCGGGCAAGAUCCUGCGGCGAAUGCUGCGCGAUCGUGAAAGGGCUCGCUUGGAGGCAUCCAAGGCCAAAAGCCGGCUGUAG
Messenger RNA from Fonsecaea nubica, 1650 nucleotides. RefSeq lists its product as hypothetical. The coding region runs from base 1 to 1650 and encodes 549 amino acids. The record is from RefSeq and is a predicted model, not a curated record. Lineage: Eukaryota; Fungi; Ascomycota; Eurotiomycetes; Chaetothyriales; Herpotrichiellaceae. The transcript has 7 exons. Gene Ontology annotation, molecular function: CoA-ligase activity. Gene Ontology annotation, biological process: secondary metabolic process.